This is a messenger RNA of Penicillium brevicompactum, 1587 nucleotides long. RefSeq names its product Major facilitator superfamily domain general substrate transporter. The record is from RefSeq and is a predicted model, not a curated record. Gene Ontology annotation, molecular function: transmembrane transporter activity. NCBI's taxonomy places the organism in Eukaryota, Fungi, Ascomycota, Eurotiomycetes, Eurotiales, Aspergillaceae. The coding region runs from base 1 to 1587 and encodes 528 amino acids. Gene Ontology annotation, biological process: transmembrane transport. The transcript is spliced from 7 exons.
AUGACGAAACGAGAAGACACGCCAGAGUCUCUGUGCGAGUCUCAAGACAUUGAAUUUCGAUACCUGGAGCUGGAAACGCCGCUCCCUACGCCAUGCAUUAGUCUUCCACCAGGCCCAAACCAGUCCCCUCCACCUGAACCGCCUAGUUUGAAGAAAUACACUUCUCCAUUCCUGUGGCCGAAAUGGCGCAAGUCAAUGAUGACUUAUAUUGCCUGUGGCGUCACAGCGCUGGCCGGUUAUGCGGCCGGAGAAGUGAGUCCUGCAUCGGAGGAGUUGACGAAACUAUGGGGAAUCAGUACUGUGGUGUAUAAUUUGAGCAUCACGCUUUUCUGCUGUGGCUUUGCUCUUGCGCCCAUGGUGCUAGCACCGUUCUCGGAGAUUAAUGGACGGCGGCCGAUUUUCAUCGCUAGCGGUAUUCUUUUUGUUGCAAGCUUGGUCGGUUGCGGAGGCACACGUUCGUUCGCUGGACUUUGCGUAGCUCGGUUCUUCCAGGGUGUUGGUGGUUCAACAUUCUCCACCAUGGUUGGAGGUGUUAUUAGUGAUAUCUACCACGCCCACGAGCGCAACACGCCUAUGGCCCUCUUCUCGGCAGCGGCACUCUUCGGUACCGGCCUGGCACCGCUGAUUGCCGGUGUUAUUGUCAGCCGUACCACCUGGCGCUGGCUGUUCUAUUCGCACGCCAUUGUCUCGGCCGCCUUCGUCGUUGUCAUCUACUUCUUCUUCAAGGAAACUCGAGGCAGCGUCCUGUUAAGCCGAAAGGCCGCGAAACUCAACAAAUAUUAUGAGCAGCUGGAAGAAGCUGGCCACCAUGGUGUCAUGCUUUCGAGUGAAGAAUCACCGGAUGAGAAAAGCAUUCGCAGAAUUAGAUGGAAGGUGAAGAGUGACGAACAGCGAGCCUCGCUUGUCUCUAUGAUCCAAAUCUCGGUCUCUCGUCCAUUCCACAUGCUCUUCACUGAGCCGGUCGUGUUCUUCUUCUCCCUAUGGGUAUCUUUCAGCUGGGCAGUCCUCUAUCUGCAAUUCGGCUCUGUGCCACUAAUCUUCCGUACAAAUCACAACUUCACCGUCGAGCAAUGUGGUGCAGUUUUCACGUCGAUGUGUGUUGGUGUGAUCCUGAUCAGUAUCAUCAGUAUCUAUCAGGAACGAAUUGCUGCCCGUUUCGGAUUCAAAACUACGGCUGCCGAGGGACGACUGUACUUCGUUUGUAUUGAGUCAGUACUCCUGCCUAUUGGCAUGUUUUGGUUCGGCUGGACUUCUUUCCCAUCUGUGCCUUGGAUCGUGCCUGCUAUGGCUGUGGGGUGUUCCACCAUGGGAAUUUUCUCGAUCUAUCUCGCUACCUUCAACUAUCUUGCUGAUACUUAUCAUCGGUACGCAAGUUCGGCGAUUGCGGCGCAGUCUUGCUGCCGGAACCUGCUUGGUGGUGUCUUUCCGCUAGUGACGAACGCCAUGUUCAACAACCUUGGAUUCCCAGAAGCGUCAAGUUUGCUCGGAGGCAUUGGCGCUGGGUUGACUUUGGUCCCUUGGGUGUUGGCCUUGUAUGGACCCCAGAUCCGGGCAAAGAGCAAACUCGCAAGUGAGCUCGCACAUUAA